This is a messenger RNA of Coturnix japonica (Japanese quail), 811 nucleotides long. It is a transcript of the gene MRPS18C, whose product is annotated as mitochondrial ribosomal protein S18C. The record is from RefSeq and is a predicted model, not a curated record. Gene Ontology annotation, molecular function: structural constituent of ribosome; small ribosomal subunit rRNA binding. Lineage: Eukaryota; Metazoa; Chordata; Aves; Galliformes; Phasianidae. Gene Ontology annotation, biological process: mitochondrial translation. Gene Ontology annotation, cellular component: ribosome; mitochondrial small ribosomal subunit.
CUGAAGCAUAAACCUCCGUACCGGUGUCUCGGCCGGGGCCCCCUCACCGCCAGCGCUGCGUCUCUUGAGAGCUACCGGCGAGCAGGCGGCCCCGGGCCGCACCGGCGGGUGGCUCCGUUUACGAGCGGAGCUGAUGCGGCUCCUCCUCCGCACGGCGAGAACGGGCUGAGCCAUGAGGAGGAGCCGGGCGGCAUCAGAGCGGUACCGUCACCGCGGCCAUGGCGGAGGAUACAGACACGAGCAGCUUCAACUCCAAGCUGCUGCCUGAAGAAGCGCAAGCCGCAGCCCCAUUGGGCAGCGGAUGGUAUCUCCGGUUGGCUGAAGGGCGCGGGGGGAAGUUGUGCGCAGGGAGAGACGGGAACGGUCAAGAUGGCGGCGCUGGCUGUGGCUGGUGCUGGGCUGUGCUGCAGGCGGGUGCCGGCCUUGGCGUGGGGGAGGCCUUGUCGUCUUCAGCAUCAGCAGGCAGAGGCCCAGUCUGACUUGCCUAUAGAAAUGGAGAAUCCAUAUAAAGAGCCUCCUAAAAAGUGUAUCUUAUGUGGAAUACAUGUGGACUACAAGAACGUGCAGCUUCUAUCCCAGUUUGUUUCUCCAUACACUGGCCGCGUUUAUGGCAGGCAUAUAACAGGCUUGUGUGAUAAGAAGCAGAAAGAAAUUUCAAAAGCCGUAAAAAGAGCUCAUAUAUUUGGAUUUAUGCCAGUUAUGUUUAAGAACCCAGCAUUUCUCACAGACCCCAAGAUUUGUAAUGUUAAGUAUUGAGAAUAACAUACUGUAAAGAAAUCAGAAUAAAAGUGUCAUGCUUAAUAGUUCUCUA